Chiloscyllium plagiosum (whitespotted bambooshark) is the source of this 690-nucleotide messenger RNA. The record is from RefSeq and is a predicted model, not a curated record. Lineage: Eukaryota; Metazoa; Chordata; Chondrichthyes; Orectolobiformes; Hemiscylliidae.
UAAACACAACGAGGCAAUCGCUGAGAUUGAGAAGCUGAAAGUGACCAAUCAGGAGCUGGAGACAAAGCUGGAGCAGAUCCAACAGGAUCUUCAGGAAGCCCGGGAUCGGCUGGUGGAUCAACAAGAGGAAGCAGCUGAGCGAGAGGAGAGAGAAGGACUUCAGAGAACUCGCUCCAUCCGACGCCGUGUGACCCAAAAACCGACCCCCCUGGGAGAGAAUCCUGCACUCGCUCACCUGAGGGUCGAAGGCCCGGAUGUAACCAUGGCAACAGGUGGCGAUGGAGAUGGAGUCAGUGAGGAACCAGCAGCGUCUUCAGGACGUGACGGAGCAGCAGAGAGAAUGAAAGAGUUACAGGAAGAGCUUGUCUCUCUGCGCAGUAAACAGGAGGCAGCCAUCACUGAGAACCAAAAACUCAAAGGGACCAAUCAGGAGCUGGAGAUGAAGCUGGAGCAGAUCCACAAGGAUUUUCAGGAAGCCCGGGAUCGGCUGGGGGAUCAACAGGAGGAAGCAGCUCAGCGAGAGGAGAGAGAGGGUAAACACAACGAGGCAAUCGCUGAGAUUGAGAAGCUGAAAGUGACCAAUCAGGAGCUGGAGACAAAGCUGGAUCAGAUCCAACAGGAUCUUCAGGAAGCCCGGGAUCGGCUGGUGGAUCAACAAGAGGAAGCAGCUGAGCGAGAGGAGAGAGAAGG